Messenger RNA from Manihot esculenta (cassava), 723 nucleotides. Its product is annotated as receptor-like protein 9a. Lineage: Eukaryota; Viridiplantae; Streptophyta; Magnoliopsida; Malpighiales; Euphorbiaceae. Bases 1 to 723 code for a protein of 240 amino acids. The record is from RefSeq and is a predicted model, not a curated record. Gene Ontology annotation, molecular function: protein binding. The transcript has 4 exons.
AUGGUGAUGAUGAUUUUAUUAUUAAAAGAGAGUUGGUGCUCUGAUGGAUGUUUGGAGAAUGAGAGAAUUGCUCUGUUGCAAAUCAAAUCUCAUUUCAAUUCUUCUUCUUCUUCUUUUUUUAUGUCUGCUUUGGAUAUAACUGCUGACUGUUGUAAUUGGAAACGCGUAGACUGCAACGCCACCACAGGGCAUGUUGUCCAACUCUCUCUUGAUGGUGUAAGAAGCACAGAAGGAGAUUAUUGGUAUCUAAAUGCUUCUUUGUUUCUUCCCUUCCAGCAAUUGAAUUCUCUUUCCCUGUUGGGAAAUAAUAUAGCUGGUUGCAUCAAGAAUGAAGGUUUUGAAAGGUUAUCAGCACUUGGCAAUUUGGAGGUUCUUAAUUUAGGUGACAACAGUUUCCACAAAAGCAUCUUAUCAUCUCUAAGUGGUCUUUCAUCUUUAAAAUAUUUAUAUCUAUAUGGAAAUAGAUUGAAAGGGAUAAUUAACAUUGAAGAGUUCAAUCAUCUAAUAAGUUUGAAGGAUUUGAGUUUAUCGGAUAAUGCAAUUGAAGGCUUUAUAUCUUCAAAUGGUAAUGAAGAACUGAAACUGAGCAAUUUGGAGUACCUUUCUUUAAGUUCUAAUCAUGUUAAUAUCAGCCUUUUAUCACCACUCACUAGACUUCCAUCUCUCAAAUAUUUAGAUUUAGAAUAUAAUCAACUGGAAGGACCAUUCAAUUUCAAAGGUUAG